AUGGUUUUACCAGAAGCCGUAACAAUUGCCCAAUUGGAACUGGAAGUUUGCCAAAGCUGUGCAAUUUCUGUAGCUACAAGGAUCAUCCAACUGUGUCCUAACCAGAAGGCAGCUUCUGUAUGUAACGAGAAUUGUUCACUACAGUACUCAGACUCGCAAUUUUUCUCAGUUGCUGACAUUGUUCCACGACUUCUUUUUAUUAACACGGAGACUGCAGAUGAUUCGGGUCUUUUCAACAGUAAAUUAGAAAGUUUGCUUGGGAACAUCUCAGUUAACGCUGCAGCUGAUCCUUACAGAUUAGCAGUUGGGAGGACAAGUUACACAAGUUUGAUUGAUAUAUAUGCAAUGGCUCAGUGCACUAGAAAAUUAACAGUAAAUGAAUGUUUUCGCUGUCUUGAAAGUAUUAUCGGCUUUAUUUCACAGCGUUCCAGUAAAAAUGUCGGGGCUCGGGCAUAUGCUCUCAGCUGCAACAUUCGCUAUGAGACAUAUUCAUUCUUUUCAUUGUCAUCACUGCCACCACCUCCUCUACCACGUACUCCACCACCACCUCCUUCUCCUGCAACUGCAACAAAAGAUUCAGUUAGCAAUGAUGAAAAGUUUGUCAAGGGAAUAGGAACUGAUUAUGUUAUAAAUAUACCUGUUCCUGCAGGAAAAAGUUUCAAAACUGUUAUCACUAUUGUCAUAUCAGUAACUGUUACAUUCGCAGUGAUGAUGGCCAUUGUUUGUGGUUGCUUAUUUUGGAAAAAAGGCAAGACAAAGAGAGUUGGGUACUUAGUUCACAAUUCUAGACCCAAUGAUGAACAAGUAAUUAGCUCUGGUGUUAAUGAAGAAGGUUAUACUACCAUAGAUUCACUUUCCAUUGGACUAAAUACACUUAGGGAAGCAACUGGAAAUUUCUGUGAUGAAUAUAAGCUUGGACAAGGUGGCUUUGGUCCAGUUUACAAGAUUGUCAUGAUGGUCAGUGGUUACACUCUGAUGCCUCCCACGCCAUCACGGCCGGCUUUUUUUGUGUCAAGCGCAAGUUCUGGAUCAGAUUCAGGAACAGAAGAGUCUGGUUCAUCUCAGUUGCUGGAGUUAUCACAACGAUCUAUAAAUGAGAUUUCCAUCACUCAAUUAGAUCCUCGCUAG
Dovyalis caffra is the source of this 1128-nucleotide messenger RNA. The record is from the annotation of a GenBank genome assembly. NCBI's taxonomy places the organism in Eukaryota, Viridiplantae, Streptophyta, Magnoliopsida, Malpighiales, Salicaceae.